AAACGUUUAACGAUUUCGUUCAAUGUUUCAUACUGCAACAAGAACAACUCAAUAAAAACGUUGUUCAAGUUAUCCAAAACCAAGCCGGAGCUUCAGGGUCUACGCCUGCAAAAGGUCUUUCUGUACAGUUACCAAUAUUUGAAGGUAAAGAAGAAAAAACGCAAUUACGUAAUAUUAAACAAACCACCACAGUACAAGAGUAUGUGGCAAGAUAUCAAAAUUUACUGGGGCAAGUAGAUGGUAUGCAUGAAGCUGAUAAAAUUUUAUAUUUUACAGAAGGGCUAAAACCUAGUACAAAAGCAGAAGUAAGUUAUAGAGCACCAGAAAAGUUAGAUGAUGCAAUUAAAUUGGCUACAACGUAUAAUGUUGCAAUAUAUGGUGAAGCUGAAAAGAAACGAAGAAUAAUAAGUGAUGUGCAAACCAAUACACAAAAGGGAGAAGGACUGAGAAUAACAGAAUCAAUACCAAUGGAACUUGAUAAAGUCGAGGCAUCAAAAUACAGAAAGUACAAAAAGAGAACCUUUAAAACCAUAAAUGAUUCCACGAAAGCAGAAUUAAGACGAAAAGAGUUGUGUUUUUGGAUGUGGCCAAAAAGGUUAUCUGGCAAAAAAUUGCCUUAA
This is a messenger RNA of Racocetra fulgida, 620 nucleotides long. The record is from the annotation of a GenBank genome assembly. Lineage: Eukaryota; Fungi; Glomeromycota; Glomeromycetes; Diversisporales; Gigasporaceae.